This is a messenger RNA of Manis pentadactyla (Chinese pangolin), 3035 nucleotides long. RefSeq names its product schlafen family member 5 (gene SLFN5). The coding region runs from base 115 to 2796 and encodes 893 amino acids. The transcript is spliced from 5 exons. The record is from RefSeq and is a predicted model, not a curated record. NCBI's taxonomy places the organism in Eukaryota, Metazoa, Chordata, Mammalia, Pholidota, Manidae.
UUCAUUCUCUUACAUGAAGCUGUCCAGUUUUGCCAACACCAGCUCUUGAAGAGGCUGUCAUUUCCCCAUUGUAUGUAAAAAUUUCAAAGGAAGAAUAGGACAAGUGCUGAGAAGAUGAGUAUCAAGACUGAUUUGGAAACGAACUUUGCUGAGUAUGUUUUAAAUGCAGGAAAAGUCAUCCUUGGAAAUAAGCAAAGGAAUGAAAUGGACCCUCAACUAGAGAAGAAACAGAAUGACAUCAUCUUGCAUGCAAUAUGUGCUCUGCUGAAUUCUGGUGGGGGAGUGGUCAAGGCUGAGAUUGAGAACAAAGAUUACAGUUAUGAAAUUCAUGGAGUAGGACUGAAUCUACCUUCAAUUUUCAAAGGCUAUUUAGAUGAGAUGCAACAGGGAGACCUCUUUUUUAUUUUUGUGAAAUCAUGGAACGCAAAGGCCUCCAGUGUGCGACUGGCUACCUUAUGCUCCAAUUUAUACCACAGACAAAGAACAUCUACUGAUGUCAUGAAUUCUCAGGAAUCACUGGUAUUCCUCAAAGAGAAGCGUCAGACUCUUAUGAAUAUCAAUUAUUCCAAUUCAUUAAGUCCACAGGAAGUUCAGGUUGGUGUACAAAAUGAAGAUAACAUAAAGGCUUCAGCUGCUACUUUAUUUAAUAGGGAUCACCUUCAGUACCUGGAAAAGGUCAACUUUACUAAGUCCACACAUGUUGAAUUUAAAAUGUUCUCAACAAGAGUGUCACAAUGCUUUGAGGAGAGUCUCCCCACCUGUGUUUCGGCAUUUGCAAACACUGAAGGAGGGUAUAUAUUUUUUGGUGUGGAUGAUGAGACCCAUCAAGUCAUUGGAUGUAAAAUACAGAAAACAGAUCUUAACUCUGUGAAGAUUUCUAUUGAUUGUUGUAUUCGGAAGUUACCUGUCCAUCAUUUCUGUACACAAAGGAGUGAGAUAAAAUAUGCCAUCAAAUUUCUUGAAGUACGCAGUCAGGGAGCCUUCCACGGAUAUAUCUGUGCAGUCAAGGUGGAGCCAUUCUGCUGUGCAGUGUUUGCUGACGUGCCCAGUUCCUGGCAGGUGAAGGAUAAUCGUGUGAGACAGCUCGCCACAGAGGAAUGGGUAGCUUGGAUGAUGGAAGCAGACCCAGAUCUUUCUAGACUUUCUGAGAUGGUCCUUGCACUGAGUUUGUCAUCCACUACACCCUGCGGCAGGACUGUGUGCACUCCCAAGAAUUUUGAAUGUUUGGAAGAACAGCAAAAGCGUUACUUUCCAGUAUCAUCAGACAGAGUGGUGUAUAUUCCAGAAAACCUGUAUAAGGAACUGUUCUCACAAUAUAAAGGACUCAGAGACCUCAUAAGUAAGGAAAUGUACUCUGUCUCUCAAGGAAUAUUGAUUUUUUCUCGAAGCUGGGCUGUGGACUUGGGUCUGCAAGAGAAGCAAGGAGUGAUCUGUGAUGCUCUUCUACUCUCUCAGAACAACAUCCCACUCCUCUACACCAUCCUCUGGGAGGGGAAUGUGGACUGGAAGGACUAUUCAAUGAGAGUUGCCCACUUCUUAAAGCAGAAACUGGUGAACACAGGUGGCUACACCGGGAGAUUGUGCAUCACUCCUUCAGUCUUCCUGCUAAAUCCCGAUAAAACAGCAAAGGCCUUUCAUGGUUCAGAUUUGCCAAUUUAUCCCACAUCGUACAAACUUAUGACCACCCAGCACAUGGAAGCUCUGUUACAGUCCCUUGUCAUAGUCCUGCUAGGGUUCAGAUCUUUCUUAAGUGAAGAGCUGGGCACUGAAGUUUUGAACCUACUCACAGAUAAACAGUAUGAGUUGAUUUCAAAGAACCUUCACACGACCAGAAAGCUAUUUGUCCAUGGCUUACCUGGAUCAGGGAAGACCAUCCUGGCUCUUAGGAUCAUGGAGAAGAUCAGAUAUGUGUUUAACUGUCAACCAGGUGACAUUCUUUACGUCUGUGAGAACCAGCCCCUGAGAGAGUUUGUAAGCAAGAAAGGUAUCUGCCAGGCAGUGACCCGGAAAACCUUCAUGAAAAAAGAUUUUGAAGAUAGUCAACAUAUCAUCAUUGAUGAAGCUCAGAAUUUCCGCAGUGAAGAUGGGGACUGGUAUACCAAGGCAAUAAACAUCACUCAGAGAGAAAAGGAUUGCCCAGGAAUUCUCUGGAUCUUUCUGGACUACUUUCAGACCAGCCACUUGACUUACACAGGCCUCCCCACUCUGUCAGCCCAGUACCCAAGAGAAGAGCUCACCAGAGUCAUGCGCAAUGCAGAUCCAAUAGCCAGCUACCUACAAGAAGUGAUGCAGGUGGUCAGAGAAAAUCCUCCACCUAACAUCCCCCCUGGGUCUCUGGAGAUAGUCCAUCAAGCUAAAUGGGCUCAGGGUGUUCCAGGCAAUUUUAAGAUUAUGGAGUACUUGGACAUGGAGGAGAUGGUGGUCCAGCUAGCAGAGAAUUGCUGGUGUCUCUUGAGGAAUGGUUAUUCCCCCCAGGAUAUUGCUGUGCUUUUCAGCAAAGCAAGUGAAGUUGAGAAAUACAAAAAGGAGCUUCUAAGAGCAAUGAGGAAGAGAAAAAUACAUCAGCUCAGUGAGGAUUCUGAUCUGUUAGUACAAUUCGGUGAUGCAUUGGAUAUCACGAGCAAUCACAUUGUGUUGGACAGUGUCCGCCGAUUUUCAGGCCUGGAAAGAAACAUUGUGUUUGGGAUCAAUCCAACAACAGGUGAACCAGCUGUUUUCCACAAUCUUAUGCUCUGUCUGGCUUCCAGGGCGAAGAAACAUCUGUAUAUUCUGAAAGUUUCUGGCAAAAAAUCCUAAUCUAAAACAGGAAUUUCACCUAUAGUUAACUAUGAAACUAUUUGAUCUAAAAAUUUAAUCAUCAGAUAAAUACUUAAUGAGGAUUCACUGUGAACCAUACACUCUUCUAGGUACUAGGGGCUGAGGAUUGGGUAGAAAACAAGAUAGACAAGAUUCCUUCUUUGGGAUAGACACAAAUCACAGAUAAGUAAACAAAUGUAAGAAAUUUCUGAUAGUAAUAAAGGACACCAGAGUAAUCA